UCAACGGUUUUUUUGACGCUAGAUUUUUGUUCAGGGCGAAACUAGCGCCAGCUUUCUUCGAGCCGCUCGUGCGGGAAACAUCGACAAGGUUCAGGAACAUCUGAAGGCCGGCUGUGACAUAAACACAUGCAACGCGAACGGCCUGAACGCGUUGCAUCUGGCAUCCAAAGAGGGUCAUGUGGACGUUGUUGCCGAACUGCUCAAGCAAGGGGCGAAUGUGGAUUCAGCCACCAAGGUUUGUUUGCCAUUUUUUACUUUGAAAAUAUAAAU
Messenger RNA from Soboliphyme baturini, 270 nucleotides. NCBI's taxonomy places the organism in Eukaryota, Metazoa, Nematoda, Enoplea, Dioctophymatida, Soboliphymatidae. The record is from the annotation of a GenBank genome assembly.